Phalaenopsis equestris is the source of this 700-nucleotide messenger RNA. RefSeq lists its product as uncharacterized. The record is from RefSeq and is a predicted model, not a curated record. The coding region runs from base 85 to 591 and encodes 168 amino acids. NCBI's taxonomy places the organism in Eukaryota, Viridiplantae, Streptophyta, Magnoliopsida, Asparagales, Orchidaceae. The transcript is spliced from 2 exons.
UCCCGCCUCAAAAUCCUCCCCUGUUCUUCUCUUCCCUUCAAGGGAAAUCGGAGCUCAAAGAAUCCCCUGGGAACGAAGACCACCAUGACUACUUCAAUCCCUACCCCUGCUCCACCACCUUACACUCCUCCGCCUCCCAUACUCCGAUCAAAAACUCUCCUGAAACAGAAAUCGUGGUCGCCGGAACUGGAUUACAAGGAAUCCUGGCAGCGCCGCAAAAGCCUCUCACUCGAUCGACGCAAUCGCCGCUCCAUCAGCGUCACCGAUGAAGACAUCGACGAGCUCCGCGGAUUCCUCGAUCUCGGAAUUGUGUUCGGCGAUGAAUGCCCUGACGAUGGCAAUUGUUCUAAGAAGCUGUCGGAAGCUUUGCCGGCUCUCGAUCUUUACUUGGCGCUUCGCCGCUCUUUUCGCGGUUCGGUCGCCGGCGAGAGUUCAUCGGCGUCCGAUUCCAUUUCUUCUCCCGAUGUUUCUCCCGCCGAAAGCCCCCUUUCGAUGUUCGCAAUAUCUCCGAGUGAGAGUCAAGAGGCGCGGCAAGCGGGUAUAAAACGGUGGGCUCGACUGGUGGCUUUGGCGGCGCGCGACUCCUACUGAAUUCGAAUAUUAUGACACUUACUAAAAAAAAUGUUAGGUGUUGUUAUUCAUUUUUGUGCAUCUAGAGAAAAUAUUAUGUGUGGCGGACCGUUCGUUUAGACGAUCAUCC